This is a messenger RNA of Oppia nitens, 697 nucleotides long. RefSeq lists its product as uncharacterized. NCBI's taxonomy places the organism in Eukaryota, Metazoa, Arthropoda, Arachnida, Sarcoptiformes, Oppiidae. The record is from RefSeq and is a predicted model, not a curated record. Gene Ontology annotation, molecular function: protein binding. The transcript is spliced from 4 exons. Bases 47 to 697 code for a protein of 216 amino acids.
UUGUUUAAAUCAUCAUCAUCAUCCAUUAACAUAUACAACAUAUUUUAUGCAAUACUAUUGUGACCAAAAUCAUGACCGACGGAUAUUAGUUACCGAUUACCGAAAAUUUUCGACAUUUACAUUGAGAUCGGCACCGAUCGGGUCGUUGCCAGUGUCUAACCGUAGAUGUCAUACAAUGAUUUUGGGGACAGAUAUCAAUAUCAAGGGUUUUAUUAUUACUGUCCAAUCGCUAUCACUAACUAAUAGUAAUAGUGAUAAUAAUAAUAAUGGCUGUGAAGAUCAUAUAGUAAUUGAUAAUCAAUACAAAUGGUGUCAAACAUCGGAUUCAACAAAAAGUUUGACUAAAUUUUUAGACAAUAAUAAUAAUCACUUAACUGUUGAGUUUAAUACCGGUUCAAACAGUACUGCAGAGUUUGAGUUUACAAUAACAGCAUUUAGUGGUGUUUGGAACCAUACCUGUCCUAAACCUGGGGAUACCAUUAGGUGCGAUGGCGGCCAACAACUAUGUAUAUACAAUGGCCUGGAAUGUGAUGGUAGAGCUAACUGUCCCAAUGGUAGCGAUGAACACGACUGUCCUAUUUUGUUAUUAUUAAACAAUACUAACAACAGUGACGAUGAUUAUGAUAAUAAUGAUUUAGUAGACUAUAGUUUAUAUGAUAAUAAUAACCAGUCAAACAUGUCAUCAACUAACAUCUAA